This is a messenger RNA of Pyrus x bretschneideri (Chinese white pear), 1265 nucleotides long. Its product is annotated as CRIB domain-containing protein RIC10-like. The record is from RefSeq and is a predicted model, not a curated record. Bases 484 to 882 code for a protein of 132 amino acids. NCBI's taxonomy places the organism in Eukaryota, Viridiplantae, Streptophyta, Magnoliopsida, Rosales, Rosaceae. The transcript is spliced from 5 exons.
UUUUGUAUUGUCUUCCACUCUCUUCAUCUUAGUUUUGUCCCGUAUUUCACACCCGUCGUUUGUUGAGGUUUUCAUUUUUGUCCACCCUCUCUCUCUAUCAUCUCUCUCUCUCUCUACACAUUUGCAGAUAAAUCCCAUCACACCAUUAUUUCUCCGUUUUUUUCCCAUUUUUUUGGGUAUAUCCUUCCAUUGAUUUUCAUUUGUUUAAUCAGCUUCAAACAGUAGUUUGUUUCCGGGUUUUUGUUAUUGCGACAAAAGACAUUCCAAAGGGUUGUUUUAUGCAUGUUUUGAUAUCCAUAAGAGGUUGGUGUAAAAAGAUGGAGCUUGGAAAUUGGCUACUUUGGUUGGAUAUGGAGGAGGAGUUGAUUUUCUUCUAAACAAUCAACCUCUCAAAGCAACAGGAUCCAUCUCUUCCAAUCUUUAGCUUUGUUGUGUGCAUUCUUAAAGAGGCUGCUGUUUCAUUUGGGGCUUGUAAUUUCCACCAUGGCAAAGAUCUUGAAGUACUUCUCACAAAUGUUUGUUGUGAAGGAGCGUGAAAUGAAAAUUGGGCUCCCAACAGAUGUGAAACAUGUAGCACAUAUUGGUUGGGACGGGCCGUCUGAAAGCGCACCCAGCUGGAUGAACGAAUUUAAAAACGGACCCGAUUUUUCAACGAGCUCCCUUGGUCGUAAUGCCAGUGAUCGAAUGGGGUCCUCUAAUCCCAUGGCUUAUUCUCCUUGGUCCUCUCAAGAUUUUGAUCAAUCCAUAACCCAACAACCGUCAUCUGGCACGUUCAGAGAUCUUCCUCCGACUGAACUUCCUAACGUGCCCAAGAAACCAAAGCGAAAAAAGGUCAAAUCUUCGUCAAGCUCGGGGGGAAGAUCUUCACGAGGAUCAAAGUAGAAUGCGGUUGCGUACACCCAAAUGGAGGCAACACAGAACCUGCCAACAUAGAAAGAGUGCAAGAUUCUGAGUUUGAUCGAUCAAAAGUUAAAAGGCACUGUCAAUGUGCAUAGCAACGAUUUUGGAUGCUCGUAUGUUCUGCUUACUCUACCAUGUUCACAAGAUUGUGAAGGGAUUAAGUUCUUAAAAAUUGGACAUAGCUUAUGUGAAUUUUAGAAAUGCAUGCAUGAUGCAAAACUAAGUGGUGGGAGAAAUUUUUUGGAACAAAAAUGUGAAUGUGGAUGAUCAUUGUGGCAAAGGGUGACGACCAGUUUAGGAAGACAACAGUUUUUUUCUUUUCACUUCUUAGUUUAAUUUGUAAUAAGCAUGCAAGUGAGGUUUUA